AUGUGCGCCUAUUCGCCGACUCAAAAAGCCGUACCUCCUGUCCCUGUCACUAGCUACGUUCCUACUACUACAGAAGGAUUUGUUGUGCAGAAUGGGAAGACGCUCUACAAAGGCAAUGUUUACAUCUCCAUAGACCAAUUGGAAGUGGGUGAUAAUUGUGGUUAUACCACUGUUAUGCACGACGUUGCAUUCCCCGUUGCGUCCACUGAUGUUCAAUCUGACCGAGCAAACGAGGUGAACAGUGGGCUUUGGCCUGUAAACUGGGCAGACUUCAACGAGCCUGUUCCGUGGAGUGCCUACGCUGGCGGUCAGGGUAUGACCUUCCCGACAAGGAAUUCAGAAGAAUUCGGCCCCAGCUCCGACCAAUAUUGCAAGACAGCUAUCUGCGGGUUGAGCUCGGUCAUACCUGGGAAAUAUAAUCCUUGGAUGAUCCUUCCACAGGCGAUCAAGCACUUGGAUCCUGAGUGGGCAGAUUGCGACAUCCCAGGUGGCUUCACUUGGUUCGACCCUCCUAUCGCUCUUCACGGUGCGCCCGCUUUCCUUACCACAACGUCACCUGAUCCGGCAAGCACUCCAGCAACACCAGCCAGCCCAGUGAGCGCGUUGCCCAUUCAGACCUCGGAUCCCGCACCGAACGAUCCUCCUUCCAGCGAUCCUCCAGCCAGCGGCCCACCUACGAAUGAUCCUCCAACCGAUGACCCACCCACAAAUGACCCCCUACGAAUGAACCCCUACAAAUGA
Didymosphaeria variabile is the source of this 741-nucleotide messenger RNA. RefSeq lists its product as uncharacterized. The record is from RefSeq and is a predicted model, not a curated record. The transcript is spliced from 3 exons. The coding region runs from base 1 to 741 and encodes 246 amino acids. NCBI's taxonomy places the organism in Eukaryota, Fungi, Ascomycota, Dothideomycetes, Pleosporales, Didymosphaeriaceae.